This is a messenger RNA of Pecten maximus, 2325 nucleotides long. RefSeq names its product vacuolar protein sorting-associated protein 33B-like. Gene Ontology annotation, cellular component: lysosome; CORVET complex. Lineage: Eukaryota; Metazoa; Mollusca; Bivalvia; Pectinida; Pectinidae. The record is from RefSeq and is a predicted model, not a curated record. The transcript is spliced from 19 exons. Gene Ontology annotation, biological process: vesicle-mediated transport; intracellular protein transport. The coding region runs from base 6 to 1811 and encodes 601 amino acids.
GGAAAAUGUCAGCGCCCUCGACUGAUUUCCCGAACGUACAGAAAAUUCGUGAUGUUGUUCGAAAUGAACUCGCCACCCUUUUGUUGUCAUUCAAAGGAAAGAAAGAUUUGGUGCUGGAAUCCGACUUAAUGAAGCCACUGGAUCGCAUCGCUGGGGCCUCACUGUUAAAGCAACAUGGAGUCGACAAGAUUUUUAAACUAGAUCCAUCACAGAAAUCAAUACAGGGAUGUGACCAACGUAUUUACCUGGUAAGACCACGGAUGCGGACCAUGAAGCUGAUAGCCGACCACAUUAGUGGAGAAAAAAACUAUGGAGCAACAAGGAAGUACAAAAUCAUUAUGGUUCCCAGGAAGCUGCAUGUUUGUGAAAUGAUCCUGGAACAUGAGGGCGUAUUUGGCGACGUGACCUUAGAUGAACUUGCACUGGACCUCAUUCCACUGGACCGGGACAUCCUGUCGUUGGAGCUCUCAGAAUUCUUCAAAACAUUCUACUUGGAGAAUGACCAUGUAUGGCUGCACACUGUAGCCAAGUCAUUGAUAGGACUUCAGGCUCUCAUCGGGAUGAUUCCAAAUGUCUACUGCAUAGGUCGUGGGUCAAAGAUGGUUUAUGAUCUCAUGAAUUCCAUACUCGGAGAAAAACUUGCUGAAACAGAUUAUAGUCGGAAUGAAAUUGGAAACCUAAUUAUCAUUGACAGAGAUAUGGACCUUGUGACACCCUUAUGUUCACAGCUGACCUACGAGGGUUUAAUUGAUGAAGCGUUUGGUAUCAACAGCGGUUAUGUGGAGUUUGGCCCAGAUGUGACGGGUAAAGAUCAGUCUGUCAAACUAAUGCUCAGCAGUGAGGAUGAGAUAUUUGAAGAAGUUAGAAACCGCCAUUUUUCCCAUGUUUUUUCCUACCUAAGUAACAAGGCUAAAUCUCUGCAGUCAGAUUUUGAUAAAAGACAUACUCUAAAAUCUGUUGGUGACAUGAAGAACUAUGUGGCUAAUGAGUUAAAAAAUCUGAAAAAUCAGAAGGCAGUUCUGGCACAUCAUAUCGGAGCAUGUGAGGUAAUACUUGGUAAGAAGACGAGAGGAGACUUCCAGGAGAUUCUACAAGCCGAACAUUCCAUGUUGGAGGGUUCUGGAUUAAAAGAGAACAUCAGCUACAUAGAGGAACUAAUUAACAAACAGCAUAAUAUUACUCUGACUCUGAGGCUACUGUGUUUGUUGUCGAUGACACAAGAUGGAAUCCCCAGCAAGGAGUUUAAGUCACUCAAGACUCAGUUUUUACAUAGUUAUGGAUAUGAACACAUGCUGACAUUCUAUAACCUGAAGCGUCUGGGUUUACUUACUGACCAAGAAGGUCCCUCAGUGCCGAUUACAGCGGGAGUACAGGCAGCCAUUGGGAAGAGGGGGGCAUACCGAAGUAUCUGUAAACGUCUCACACUGAUACCAAAAUCUGAGGAAAUCAACUUGCGCAGUCCAACAGAUAUGUCUUAUGUUUUCAGUGGAGCAUACACCCCUAUCUCGUGUAAACUGGUAGAACAGGUUUUAUCUAAGGAGGGUUUUACAGGUAUGGAGGAGAUCAUCAAACAUCUACCAGGAGGCACAUAUUCUGAUGUCAGAGUUAAACAAACAAAAGGUAAAGGUGGCUCCACUAGUUCUUCAUCUCCAUCACAACGUGUUGUCCUUGUCUAUUUCCUUGGAGGAUGUACCUACUCCGAGAUCACUGCUCUCCGCUUCCUGGGAAGACUUAAAGGAUACCGGUUCCUGGUAGCUACCACAGCUUUGAUUAAUGGCAGUACUUGGCUAAACUGUCUGGUGGAGAAGUGAACAGAACAAAACUAGGAGGAUUUAAAUUCAAACUGGUCUUGGCUUUGAAUGAUGGUUAAAAUUAAUCACAGUGUGGUAGCAGUGGCUCACUGGGCCGCGUGAUCAGGACACAAGCUGUGACAGCAAACAAUGACUGUCGAAUUUCAAAUUUGGCAAAUCAAUCACUUCUGUUAUAAAGAUUUGUUUCAGAGACCGUGUUUACAGUCUAUAACACCCAGGAGAGUUAAUUCUGCCAUGUUUACAUAUUAAACGAUGUAGAAAUAUGACUAGGAAAGGCAAAAAAGGAAAAUAAAAUCAAAAGGCAGGUAUUGAUUUUCAUAUAAACCGUGUGGAAAAUUAUACUAAUGUACACACAACUGGAACCCAAAUUCAGGACAUGAAUCAACCCAACGCAGUACUUGAAUUUUCAGUAUCUGCUUCGAUGGGGAUCAAAAUAUAAGUAAUUAGGAGCUGAAUGGACAAAUCUAUUAUGUCCUCUGAAGCGAGAGAAGAGCUGUUACCAAUACAAGGGGAA